CAACAAGUUAAGUGCUUUUGCAAUAAAACCAGAAACUAUCAGCCUCUCACCUAACAGCUUCUCUAGGUUCCCCACGUGUCCUCUUCUUCCCGAAAGAAAUGGCGUUGUAUGGUUGCGUUAAGAAAUAUACAGAUUCCUUCUUAAUUGAAAUCAGAGAAGAAGUUAGUUGUGUGAUCAUCAUUAAUCACACACUAAUCGCAGCGAGAGAGAGAGAGAGAUCUGAUAAUCUUUGGAACCAUCAAAUUUUCGCGAAACGAUGAAGGCAGAGAAGAGUCCGAUUCAGUCGGUGAUGUCAUGGAUUCGCCGGCAGCCGCCGAAGGUAAAGGCGUUUCUGGUUGUGGUUUCGGCAAUGACGGUGCUCGUUUUCCUGAGGGUGAUUGUCCAUGAGCACGACAACCUUUUCAUCGCUUCCGAGGCUGUCCAUGCCGUAGGAAUCGCUGUCCUUAUCUACAAGCUCACAAAGGAGAAGACUUGCGCUGGGAUAUCUCUCAAGACGCAGGAGCUAACGGCUUUGUUUCUGGCCGUGCGAUUGUAUUGUAGUUUUGUAAUGGAGUUUGAUCUUCACACAUUACUCGAUUCAGCUGCUUUGGCGACGACUCUUUGGGUCAUCUAUAUGAUCCGUUUCAAUCUUAGACCCACUUAUAUGGAAGACAAAGACAAUUUCGCUAUCUACUACGUUGUGAUCCCAUGUGCUGUUGUAUCUAUCCUCAUUCACCCGUCAACACGUCACCACAUCAUAAACAGGCUCCUUUGGGCAUUCUGUGUUUAUCUUGAAGCUGUUUCAGUUCUUCCUCAAUUAAGAGUCAUGCAGAACACCAAGAUCGUGGAACCAUUCACAGCACAUUACGUAUUUGCUUUGGGAAUCGCUAGGUUCUUGAGUUGUGCACACUGGAUCCUUCAGGUGUUGGAUUCGAGAGGGCGGUUAUUGACUGCAUUAGGGUAUGGACUAUGGCCUUUAAUGGUCCUUCUCUCUGAAAUCAUCCAAACCUUCAUUCUUGCAGAUUUCUGCUAUUACUAUGUUCAGAGUUUAAUGGGUGGACAGCUCGUUCUUCGUCUCCCUUCUGGCGUGGUGUAAGCUUUGUGAAAUGGAUGGUUCGAGCUUGUGGAGGUUCAAACUGAUUAGAGAUUUUGAAAACAGUAUUUAAUGCUUUUGUUAGCAAAAGAGGCAUUAAUUAAUUAGAAUUAGUUUUCUAUAAUAAUGUUUAAUUCGGAUUUUGUUGUGAUGACGUUUUGACUUCACGAUCAUAUAAUUUCAGAUACCACGCUUACAGAGUUACAGUUCCAACUUUUGUCAUCUUUGAAUGACACUGUAAAGUGAAAUAUAACCAGCCGUUUUAUAUAUCGGACUGGAACGGAUCAUUAAAUAUUUUAGAUAGAUUA
This is a messenger RNA of Thlaspi arvense, 1380 nucleotides long. NCBI's taxonomy places the organism in Eukaryota, Viridiplantae, Streptophyta, Magnoliopsida, Brassicales, Brassicaceae. The record is from the annotation of a GenBank genome assembly.